Messenger RNA from Ochotona curzoniae (black-lipped pika), 462 nucleotides. Its product is annotated as epididymal secretory protein E3-beta-like. The transcript has a single exon. The record is from RefSeq and is a predicted model, not a curated record. The coding region runs from base 1 to 462 and encodes 153 amino acids. NCBI's taxonomy places the organism in Eukaryota, Metazoa, Chordata, Mammalia, Lagomorpha, Ochotonidae.
AUGCAGAUGUAUCCUAUUCCUACCAAGGCAUCCUAUCCAAAAUUCUGGAUCAUUUGCUUGUUGCUGCUGUGCCUUCAAUGCAGGCUGCUUACACACAGCAAAGCUACUUCAUGGAAGAAAUUCAAGGAAUGGCAUUACCUCAGUCCACGCAGAGAUUUCAUCUCAUACAAAUGCGAUGACCUCAUGGAGCAAAUGGAAACUCUGGAAGAGGAGAAACCCCACAUAUUCAUUUAUGCCUCAUGGUACCAAAUAGAGCAUUUGUGUGUUAAGGGCAUUUGGAAUGAUCGCUACAGAAAUACAAACACAUGGACGCAGCAUACUCUCAAAGUACUGAAGUGUAAAAAGGAGAAAUCCGAAAAUUUCUACAGAGAGAAUAGGGGUUACAACCACAUAAAAUUCCAAUGUAACAUGGAUGGGCAUGUGGAUCGCAUAGUAAACUUCACAGAACCUAUCACCCAUUAA